This is a messenger RNA of Candida dubliniensis CD36, 1932 nucleotides long. RefSeq lists its product as uncharacterized. The transcript has a single exon. The coding region runs from base 1 to 1932 and encodes 643 amino acids. NCBI's taxonomy places the organism in Eukaryota, Fungi, Ascomycota, Pichiomycetes, Serinales, Debaryomycetaceae. Gene Ontology annotation, molecular function: signaling receptor activity. The record is from RefSeq and is a predicted model, not a curated record. Gene Ontology annotation, cellular component: membrane.
AUGAGUACUGCUACUGAAUUAGCAUCUACUGGUGAAAUCAGAAAUAGAUCUAAUAAUGAUAAGAACAAAACUGAUGAAGAUUCUUCUACUUCUUCAGUGGUUCAAACUGCUGAAGAUUUAUUAGUGGAAAAAUUGGAUCUUUUCAUUUCAUCAAUAGAAUCAAGAUUAGAUAAUUUUGAACGAUUUUUCAAACUUGAUAAGAAUGCCAAAAAAGAGCAACAACAACAACAACAACAAGGCACCAUUAAUGGUGGUGGUGGUGGUGGUGGAAGACCAUUAGGACGAUCUAGAAGAUCAUCAUCAACUUCAAGUUUACAACUGUUUCGAGAUUUUUCAAUAAAUAAUUUAAAUAUGGUUUAUGAACGAUUAGGAAUAAUUAAGAAAUCAGUGUUAUCCAAUUCAUUCAAUAAUUUAGAAUAUUUAUCUAAAGUACUUGCUGAUCAAUAUAAUUAUUUAUUUUCUAGUCUGGCCAUCGAUAGUGAUAGUGAUAGUGAAGAAGAAAACAAUCAAAAUGACAAUAAUGGAACCAACAACAAUAACAACAAUAACAAUAACAGUAUAAAUAUUGGUCAAUUUAAAGAAGAAUUUACAAAUUUAGGAAUGAAAUCUUUAAAUAAACGAGAAAUCUUAUCACAAAAGAUCAUUACUACCAUACAAUAUUUUGAUGAAAAAUUAAUUAAAAUUGAUGAUUUUAUUAAAGAAAAUAAACCUUCAGCAACUGAUGAUUAUACUCAUGAUAUUAUAUUUAGUAAGCUUCGUUAUUUUAAUUUUAAUCGUGCUCUUCAAAAUUCCAAUAAUAGAUAUUUACAUUAUUAUGAAUUACCAUUAAUUUGGCGAGAAAAUAAAUAUAUUAUUAAUGGAUAUAGAUUUUCCCUUAGUCAUAUUCUGAUGUUAAAACUGAUAUUUCAUUUUAAUCAUAAUGAAUCAAUGAAUAUUUGGAGUCAUUUAAUUGGUUUAAUAAUUAUUAUUUAUAUAUGUAUUAAUCAUUUCCCUAAUAGUAAUAUUUUCCAACAAAUUACUUGGGGGGAUAAUUUAAUCAUGUAUAUGUUUCUUUUUGCAGCAAUUAAAUGUUUAAUUAAUUCUUCAUUAUGGCAUACUUUUUCUUGUUUUGCUCAUUAUCCAACAAGACAAACAUUUGCUUGUGUUGAUUAUACUGGUAUUACAGUUUUAAUUACAUGUUCAAUUAUUAGUGUUGAAUAUUGUAGUUUAUAUAAUUAUCCUAAAUUAUUAAUGGGGUAUAUGAUUUUUUCAACAUUAUGUGGAUUAGCAGGAUUUAUUUUUAAUUGGUCAUCAUAUUUUGAUAAACCUGAAUGUCGAUCAAUUAGAAUUGGAUUUUUCCUUGGAUUAUCAUUUUCAGGAGCUACAGCAAUGAUUUGUAAAUCUUAUUAUGAAGGAAUUAUGAUAACUUUAUCAUUUUUUUCUCCACUUUUAUAUAAAAGUUUUAUAUGGUAUUUAAUUGGUGUUGGAUUUUAUGGUGGAUUAAUUCCAGAAAGAUGGAGAUAUGAUAUAAUAAUUGAAGAAAAUCAUCUUAAUAAUCGUCAUACUUAUAAACCAACUGAUGUUAUAUUAGAAAAAAUGGGUCAUGAUGGUGAAGAUGAAAUGGAAGAAAUUGAAGAAGAAUUUGAAGAAAUUGUUGAUCAACAUAUAUCAGAUAAUACAACAACAACUACUACUACUAGUACUAGUACUAGUACUACUACUACUACUAAUCAUGAUAUUUUUGAUCAUGAUGAAAAAUUUGAAGAAUUGAUUGCUAAACAUUUUAAACCAAAUCCCAUAAACACUCCUUAUGCUAAUAAUUUCUUAUCACUUUGGUGGGUUGAUUAUUUUUUAGCUAGUCAUAAUAUUUGGCAUAUUUGUGUUGUUUUAGGUAUUUUAGGUCAUUAUGUUUGUCUUUUAGAUAUGUUUAGAGGGUUGGAAAAAUUGGUAUAA